This is a messenger RNA of Naegleria lovaniensis, 987 nucleotides long. RefSeq lists its product as uncharacterized. The transcript has a single exon. The coding region runs from base 1 to 987 and encodes 328 amino acids. Gene Ontology annotation, molecular function: oxidoreductase activity. NCBI's taxonomy places the organism in Eukaryota, Heterolobosea, Eutetramitea, Acrasida, Naegleriidae. The record is from RefSeq and is a predicted model, not a curated record.
AUGCGAGCCGCCGUCUUACACCAAUUAGGAUCAACACCAGUCUAUACUGAAAAUUGGCCCGAGCCUCCUUCUUCAUCCGAAAACGAUGAUCAAGAACUUGUUCAGAUGAAAGCUUCUGCAGUCAAGAAUUUAGAUAAAUAUCGUGCUAGUGGAAAGCAUUAUGCAAGUUAUACGGAAUUGCCAGUAGUAGUUGGGAUGGAUGGAGUUGGAAAAUUGCAAGACGGAACGAGAGUGUACGGAAUGAUCACUACAGGUACACUUGCUGAACGGGUUUAUAUUCCAAAGAACAAAUUAAUUGCUUUGCCUGAUGAAAUUGAUGAUGUAACUGCAGCUGCUCUUCCUAAUGCCAUUAUGGGAGCUUAUUUAGCAUUAUUUGAUCGAGGCUUGAUGAAGAAGGGAGAUGUUGUCUUGAUUAACGGCGCAACAGGAGUGACUGGUAGAAUCUGUGUACAAUUAGCUAAAUAUUAUGGAGCAUCAAAAGUCAUUGCAACAGGAAGAAACCAAAAUUCGUUAAACAAAUUACAGAAUGAUUAUGGAGCAGAUCAAACAAUUUCUUUAUUGGAGCAUGAUGAGCAUGUGUUGAUUGAAACCUUUCGUGCCGUUCAUGAACUCACUCCAAUUGAUGUGGUAAUUGAUUAUUUGUGGGGCCAUCCCAUGGAGCUAAUUCUACGAUCUCUGAAAGGCUCAGGCAUGCAUUCUUUCAGUCACAAAGUUCGAGUAGUGACAGUAGGCUCGAUGGCAGGAGAAAUAGUUCAUCUUCCUUCAAGCAUUUUACGAAGCUCAGCAAUAGAGAUUUGUGGGUCAGGUUUUGGAAGUUUCUCCAAUGAAUCAAUGAAAGAAUUUCAUGAGAAAGUGUUACCAGAAAUGUUUAAGCUCGCUGGACAAGGAAUUAUUAAGAUAGACACUGAAGUAGCAUAUCUUAAAGACAUAGAAAGUGUGUGGAAUAAGGAACUAGAUUCUGGUAAAAGACUAGUCAUUAAAAUUUAA